Molecule: messenger RNA, 239 nt
Organism: Adineta ricciae
Lineage: Eukaryota; Metazoa; Rotifera; Eurotatoria; Adinetida; Adinetidae
Source: the annotation of a GenBank genome assembly
CAGAAAUUGUACAAAUGAAAGAAGCUGGCUUUGUUGAUACAUAUAAACAUGGUGAAACACCGACAUUUAAUGGUUUCCGAUCAGCUGGUUAUGGUCCGAAAAUAGAUUUUGUGUGGAUUUCAUCAAAUAGUGUAUAUCGUGUUGAAGGUGAAACAAAAGUUGAUGAGUAUCAUGAUAAAGAUGGAUUUUUUCCAUCUGAUCAUUUUCCUGUUUAUGCAGAUUUAAUUUAUACUGCAUAA